UCCAUUUACUCACUUCUUCACUUUCCACUCUUUCAUCCAACACCGCGCAGAAAUGGGCGAUCCAGGCGUUUCCACCGACUCUGCCGGCCAGAGUUCCCUCUACGAAACUUUCAAGGCUAACUUCACUCGCCCGCACGAAUAUGGCGAGCUUCUUGCACAUGAUGCAAUUCGUCGCCUGUUUCCCAACAAACACAUCACCCCGGUCUUCGAUUACGAUGCGAAGCUGUUUGCCUAUGCGGAUGCUGGUCAUGCCAAAGCGAGGCUCAUCCGCCAAGGAGACGACUUCCUAGCAUUGCGAGACUACACGCCGCCUGCUCUGCGUCUGGAGGGUGGUCACGGGAAGCUCUGCGACAAGGUCCGCUUCGGCCUGUACCAGUACGAGUAUGAGGGCUUUAGCUUCGAGAUCGUCCGCGCUCAGUGGUACACCCAAUAUGCUUACAGUCGUCGGGAAAAGGUGCACUUCAUUUUGACCCCAAGGGAUGGCACCAACGAGCAGUCACAUUGCCAUAAAGCAGAUGCGCUCAUUACUGCCGCGGGAAAGUGGACGGCUCAACUCCACGACGAAGUGUACGUCUUCGAUCAAAGCUACUGGGCAAAGGACAAAUCACUUUGGGCUGCUGUACAGGCAUCCACCUGGGACGAUGUCAUCCUUGAUCCGGCAAUGAAGGCCAAUAUCAUCAAAGACGUUGAGGGAUUCUUCGACAGCCGUGCCAUUUACGAACAAUACAAUGUUCCAUGGAAACGCGGACUCAUCCUGCACGGCACUCCUGGCUGUGGUAAGACUAUCAGUAUCAAGGCUCUCAUGAACUCACUUCAAAGUCGGGAUGUUGUCAGUCUCUAUGUCAAGACACUGAAGAAUUGCCAGGGAGAAGAGUUCUCCAUCCGGACCAUCUUCGAAAAGGCUCGAAAAAUGGCACCGUGCAUGCUCAUCUUUGAAGAUCUGGAUUCCCUGGUCAACGAUAAAAUUCGAAGUUACUUCCUCAACGAGGUCGAUGGUCUGGAGAGAAACGAUGGCAUCCUCAUGAUCGGAAGCACGAACCACCUCGAGAGACUCGACCCUGGUAUCUCAAAGAGACCAAGUCGUUUCGACAGAAAGUACCACUAUAAACUCCCAGGAGAGAAUGAGAGGAUCGCGUACUGCAACUACUGGCGCAAGAAGCUGGAAAGGAACAGCAACAUCGAAUUUCACGACGAUAUCGCUGGGAUUUUUGCGCAGCUGACUGACGGAUUCAGCUUCGCUUACUUGAAAGAAUUGUUUAUACAAACCCUUCUGACAAUCGUAGGCGGUCGUGCGGAUGCCGAUGAUGAGGAUGACGAGUAUGAGCGAGUCUCUGGAGAGGAGGAGGCAAGACAGCAUUUGCAUGUUGCAGCCGGAUCAUCGUUGGACAACAAGAAGUCGACGACGAAGGACGAGAAGCCUUCACGUCAAAUGGCAGAAGUUUCCAUUCCCGAACAUCUGCAAGAGAAUACACUCUUACGUGUUCUACACAAGCAAGCUAAAGGCCUGUGGCGGGAAAUGGAUAAUUCUUCCGAUGAUGAGAAUGUGGAAAUGGCCGAGGAGUCCAAUGAGCAUGACGGUGGGGAUCAAGGUGAUUGUUGUUCUGGUGGACAGAUCCUGGGCAACGUGCAAGCUGUGCCUGUUCGCCAUUAG
This is a messenger RNA of Cercospora beticola, 1651 nucleotides long. RefSeq lists its product as uncharacterized. Gene Ontology annotation, cellular component: VCP-NPL4-UFD1 AAA ATPase complex; nucleus; cytosol. The record is from RefSeq and is a predicted model, not a curated record. Gene Ontology annotation, molecular function: ATP hydrolysis activity; polyubiquitin modification-dependent protein binding; ATP binding. Lineage: Eukaryota; Fungi; Ascomycota; Dothideomycetes; Mycosphaerellales; Mycosphaerellaceae. Gene Ontology annotation, biological process: mitotic spindle disassembly; autophagosome maturation; retrograde protein transport, ER to cytosol.